Microthlaspi erraticum is the source of this 294-nucleotide messenger RNA. The record is from the annotation of a GenBank genome assembly. Lineage: Eukaryota; Viridiplantae; Streptophyta; Magnoliopsida; Brassicales; Brassicaceae.
AUGUUUACUAAUUUGGCGGAAGCCCAAAAGAGAGUUGAAGAAGAAGCAAUCAAGCUGAAGAAGCCUUCUCAUGUUACAGCUAAACAUGUAGGAGGCGUUAUGGUUCAAACUCAUCCAGAGCGUUAUGCUUUGCCGGACUCGCUCCGGAGGAGAGGAGUCAUCAAACAGAAGAAAAAGAAGGCUCCUGCUCAGAUUCAGAUCCCUCAGAAGGAGACCGUGAAGUCCACCCCCGGAUCAGGCAUGAGCGUUGCCUCUCCUUGGACACUCCGAGAUGCAAAGGAGGUUUGUUCGUAG